Messenger RNA from Silurus meridionalis, 1260 nucleotides. RefSeq names its product MyoD family inhibitor domain containing (gene mdfic). The record is from RefSeq and is a predicted model, not a curated record. The coding region runs from base 264 to 1013 and encodes 249 amino acids. The transcript is spliced from 5 exons. NCBI's taxonomy places the organism in Eukaryota, Metazoa, Chordata, Actinopteri, Siluriformes, Siluridae.
CAGGCGGGCGCGCGCGCGCGGGCUCUAGCUGUGUGCAGCUGGCCGAGCGCGCGGAAUCCGGAUAUGAUGAAAACGUUUCAGUUCGAGUUUUCUUCAGAUUCACUCACGACUCCGAGUCGCUUCAAAACUUCGCUGCUAGCCGGAAAUGCUCUUUUCAACAGAAGUUUAUUUUACCCCGAAAAGCAGGGUCGACGGCUGACACAGAACGGUUGGCAGUGUGUUUGUUUCGGGUGUGUACCGUAUCUCCACAAGAGGUCUGGCUCAUGUCCGCGGAGACAGUGUUACCUCCGGAGGGGCCUGUAGGUCCGGACAAGCGAGAGCAUGAGACGAGUCUGCUGCUGGCUACCUCCCAAGACACAUGCCACACUGAUGAUAAAGGAUUACCGGAAACCACAGAGACGAACACAACUCUGUCUUCCAGAGACCAUUGUGCUGAUGGGCAAGUGGGCACGAAUACGGAUAACCCCACCCAUGCUGAACCUAUACGGACCCAGCCUCAACCCAGUGAUGGAGAGGCCACACGACUGCACAAUGGCCUCCACCCAGGCAUGAGCAAUGGCCACAGAACUUCACCAGGAACCACACAGCCUGCAGCCUCUUCUGCUUCCUUUUCUGAGACGAGAAAACCUCCACCCCCUGUCUCUCAGUGCAUGCAGAAAAAACUCCGCUCCAGCCUGUCCGUCAACAGUGACAGCAGCAGGAGGAGCAAAGGCAGUUCCACAGGCUCCCACAAACCGGGCUCAUCUCCAGAGGUGGGAGCAGACUGUUGUGUGCACUGCAUCCUAGCCUGCCUGUUCUGUGAGUUCCUCACCCUUUGCAACAUGGUGGUGGCUCAGGCAUCAUGCGGAGCUUGCACAUCAGAGGUUUGCUGCUGUUGCUGCUGCGCAGACGACCUGGGAGACGACUGCAACUGCCCUUGCGACAUGGACUGCGGCAUUAUGGACGCCUGCUGCGAAUCCUCUGACUGCCUCGAAAUCUGCAUGGAGUGUUGUGGCAUCUGCUUUCCCACAUAAAAGCCUGUUUGCCAGUGGAUAGCGCAUAGAGAGAGAGAGACAUUCAGUGUGUGACAGCACACACAUGUGCAUGUAUAUUUGUAUUUUGUGUUUGAUAACUAUGCAUAUACGUAAACAAAAAAAAAAUACAAGUCUGGCCUUCAUCGAACAAACAGAUACUUUAUUGCUUUGACUCCAUACGUUCUAAAGUGUUUGUGUAUGUAAAUAUUAUGACUCAGUUAUUCUAUUAUUUGUUAUAAACUUUUUU